CCAAAUUGAAAAUAUGUUAGAGAUAUUAGUUUAUAGUAGUGCCGUUGAUUAUCGUAUAUAUUUGUAUUAGUAAUUACUAUUUUAGUAAAGUAAUGUUGAGGCUUGAGCACCUUUUCGCGCUAUUAUAUAUGUUUGUAAUUUAACUAUUACCGUUAAGGUUUUAAUAUAAUAGGUAUCUGUUGUUGAGAGAGGACCAUGAAUUAAGAUAUAUUAAAUAAUGCAUUUAUAUCUUAAUUCAUGGUGAGUACAGUGUUAUAAUAAUUUAAUUUAAAAACGGUUGUUUAGAUAACGAGCUUCAAUAUAUUUUAAAUAUCAGCAGUUGAUGAUCACAUUUUAUAAAAUAUGAAUGACGAAGAAGUAAUUUGGCGUAAGCUGCUCAUUGAUGGUGAUGGAAUUGGUGAUGAUAGACGUUUAAAUAUUUUGCUUAAGACAUAUUUAAAGUGGUGUAAUACUAAAUACACAGAUCCUGUUGAAAGCCAAAAAGCCAUGGAAAAGAUGUUGGUUCAUCUUAAUUUAUGUGAGCAUGCAAUGAAGAAAUCCCAAGCUGUUUCGCGUAUGAAUGUAGAAGAAAUGCUUAUGUAUGACAAUAUGUCUAGUGAAAUUGAUCAUAAUAUAACAAAUACAAAAACUGAGAUAGAUUGUGCUAAAGAAGAAUUAAAAAAAGCUAAAACCAUAAGGCGAAAUCGUAUGGAGUAUGAUGUUUUAGCAAAGCUCAUUAUUCAGCAUCCCCCUAGAACUGAAACUGCUAAACGUCUUGAUGAUUUAAAAGAUGAACUUCAAGCAUUAAAAAUGACAAAAAAUGAAAUCAAUCAAAAACUAGAUAAGAGACGAAAACAACUGCAUGUACUUAUGUCCGCAUUAAAUGACUUAACAGAUAGUUUAGAUGAUAAUGGUUCGAUGAGUGAAGAUAUGUCAUAUGAGACAUUUGAUGAUGAAGACCUUGAUAUAUUAACAAGAAAAGACGAUGUUGAGGAGCCAAUGUCUGAUUAAUCAUUUAAAAAAUUAAAAUUGUUUACAACCUAAUAAAAAUUGUAUAUUAUCAA
Messenger RNA from Myzus persicae (green peach aphid), 1043 nucleotides. RefSeq names its product THO complex subunit 7 homolog (gene thoc7). Gene Ontology annotation, biological process: mRNA export from nucleus; mRNA processing. Gene Ontology annotation, cellular component: THO complex part of transcription export complex. NCBI's taxonomy places the organism in Eukaryota, Metazoa, Arthropoda, Insecta, Hemiptera, Aphididae. The record is from RefSeq and is a predicted model, not a curated record. Bases 343 to 990 code for a protein of 215 amino acids. The transcript has 4 exons.